Messenger RNA from Meriones unguiculatus (Mongolian gerbil), 1038 nucleotides. Its product is annotated as protein Tex24-like. Bases 1 to 1038 code for a protein of 345 amino acids. Lineage: Eukaryota; Metazoa; Chordata; Mammalia; Rodentia; Muridae. The transcript has a single exon. The record is from RefSeq and is a predicted model, not a curated record.
AUGGGACAUGCCUCUAGGCCUGCUACUGGAACUGAUUGGGCAGUCCAGGAGAUUACAUUCCUCAAGGUCCCAGCCAGUAGAAGGGGUCAGGGUGAUCAGCAGCCUAGCCUGGCAGAGAAGCAUUGCUUUUCUCCUGGCAAGAAGACACCAGAACAUCUUCCACGCCUUGCAAACUGCGCUAUGGAGGUCCAUGCCCCUGACCCUAAAGUAAGUUUGUCUGCAGCCUUCAAAAAUCUUGGUCAGGGAGAUUCUGUCAAAAGCUUGGACCAACAGUUGAGAGUUAGCGGACACAGUGGCUUGUGGAAGAACAGUCCUGAAGCAACAACAGCAGGGGAGGACCAGGUGAAAAAGAGGGCAAGGACAUCACUUAGCAAGACCAGAAAACCAAAAACUUCAGCCUCAUUAGAAACUAGGCAGCACCUGGAUCAAGAAGUGGCCAUGGACACUGAAAACCCAAGGAGGAAAGGGCAUCAACAAAAGCCUGUGGGAAAUCUGAGGAAGGACAAUCUGGGAGGAGAAGGAGAGGGCUCAGAAAUAGUCAGACAUCUGCAAAAACUUUAUAGGCAGUACAAAUGCAUUGCUCCUCUGGAAGAAAACACCUUUUUGCAGGGCAAGAAGAUCAAGCCCCAUUCUAGAAGCUCCCUAUUAGCUGGAGAGGAGCUGUUAGGCCAAGACAAAAUGGAAGAGAAGAAAGCCUUCAAUAGUCGUGAAAAACAGCAUUUCUCCUGUGAAAACACUAACCCGAUGAAAAAAGCAAGGUCAGUGGACCAGAAUCUGCUGGCAGGAGCCAAUCCCCACUCCCUAACCAGGAGGAAGAUGAAGUCCUUGGAGACAGUCAGAUCUCAUCCUGAUAGAGAAUCUGGUCAGGCCAACACCAAAAGAAGAGUACAGCUGUCUUCUCACAAUGCCAAACAGGGUGCUUCAGAAAGAAAUGCUGUGAGGCCUAAGUGGCAGCCCAGGGAGGAGGGCUGGGCCCCCACAAUCCAGGGGACACCAGUUAUUCUAUCAGCUCGGGGACACACCUACCUCCCAAAGUAA